Messenger RNA from Durusdinium trenchii, 805 nucleotides. The record is from the annotation of a GenBank genome assembly. NCBI's taxonomy places the organism in Eukaryota, Dinophyceae, Suessiales, Symbiodiniaceae.
GCACAAACACUGAACCGCGGCGGACAGCGGGCCCAGAGCGGUCGCCAUGGGGGAUACAGAGCCCGAGAAGGAGACAUCACAGAAUGUGGAUAGCUAUAUGCAGCAGCACCAGAUUCAGCCCUUUGUUCAGGAAAUGCUGACAGAGCUGUUCCAUGUGCUGCCGGAAGAUCCAUAUGAGUACAUGACCUAUCACCUCGCCUCCAAGCGUCCAGUCCGGCCGCCACAGGAGCAGAAUUUGAUCCAGAGCGGUGUGCUUUGGGUAUUGCUGCCUGGAAGCAAUCCCAUGUCUGUGGACCACUGGCGAUUACGACGCUGUUGGCUGACCCAGCUAGGCGUCAUUUGCGUCAGCAACGAGGCGGCGGAGGUGGAUCGGGAUGACGCUGGGAGUUUGCUGAUCUCCCCACAGGAGACAGCGCCACAGGAAUAUGCGCUGGAGAAAGGUGCCAUACACAGGGAACUCGAGGAGGACGAAGCGGCCAAGGCCUUCGCCUUCCAAGUGGCUGUGAAGCCGGGGCCGCUGGCGCACAAGGGUGACCAGGCUGCCGGCAGCCGUUGGGUCCUGCAGCUGGCCGCCAGCUCGCCGGAGCAGAGGAGCGAAUGGUUCAAUGCUUUGUCGGCCUUCUCCGUAGAUGCACAGAAGCCGCCGGAUGCUGAAGAUCCUUCCGCACAGUCUGGCCGGCCACAAGGGAUCGAGGAACCGGGCGCCCAGUGACGCAGUGUGUCCGCGCGGCAACGGAGGGUCCGUUUCGCAUCAGGGAGUGUCCGGAACAGUGCUCAAACAGGAGCACAAGAAAUAACGUUUGUG